Effrenium voratum is the source of this 1272-nucleotide messenger RNA. Lineage: Eukaryota; Dinophyceae; Suessiales; Symbiodiniaceae. The record is from the annotation of a GenBank genome assembly.
AUGAGCUGCAUGCGAAAACGCCCGGUGCGCGGCGUUCUCGCCGCAUUGGCCGUCGUGGUGGGCUUUUGGUCUGCGUCCUUCGUGGGCCCGAACUCGGCUCCGGCGCCGGCGCCGGCGCCUCGGACUGCGGCGGCGGCUACUGCCGACGCGGAGGCCGAGACGGUCGACGUGAUGGAGACAGCAGAGGAGGCCGAGGAGGCCGCGGCGGAGGUGGCGGAGGAGGCGGAGGUCGCCACCGCCUCCGACGGCGCGGCCUGGCGCUCGCCGCUGCGGAGGCUGCUGCUGGCGCGGAGGCAGAAGGUGCGGGAAGACGCGCUGAAGGAGCUGGCAGGGAUCUACGACCAGGCGAGUGAGCAGAUCUUUAAGGAGGUGGAGCGUUACGGGGAGGCCGGCGGCCUGGCCUCGUCACUGCGGCUGCGGCCCUUCUUCGGGUAUCGCUCCGCCUGCGCCAGCCUCUACCGCACAGUGAGGGACCACAUCUUGCCGCAGCAGGCGGGCUCCCCCGUGGUGGUGUCCGCGCAAACCCGGGACGGCGCCCCGAGGCUGCGGUAUGUCUUGCAGACAGACGCUAUGGACGCUGAUGGCCGGGAAGCCUCUGAGGAGGAGGCUGUGUCGGAGGCCUCCAAGGCGCGCGCGCUCUUCGUGGCGCUGCGGCAGCUGCCCCAAACCAACGCCUGGACCCUCGAGAGAUCCGCGGGCUCGGCGGAGACGGUGGAGGAGUGGUCCAAGAGGACGCCGAAGCUGGAGACGCCCAAGUACAAGGUGAUUUCCCGGGACGCGCUCUUCGGCUUUGAGGUCCGAGAGUAUGAGCCCUACGCGGUGGUCCAGACCCAGCAAGGCACAGAAGCCGCGAACAACCGCUCCUUCUUCAUGCUCGCAGACUACAUCUUCGGCAAGAAGAACGAGAGGAAGGAGAAGAUGGCCAUGACCACGCCCGUGCAGAUGGAUCGCGACACCGGCUCUAUGUCGUUCAUCAUGCCCAGCAAGUACUGGACGUCCCUGGAGGAUGCGCCGCAGCCCGACGCGGACGCUGGGGUCCUUCUGGAGCCGCGGCCCAGGGAGCGUCUGGCGGUCUCCGUCUUCGGAGGCUACGCGCUGGGGCCGAGGGUGGCCCGCAAGACGGAGGAGUUGAUCGACUUCGUGCAGAAGAGCGAGGCUUGGGAGCUCGCAGAGAAUUCCACGCGGCUCAUGCAGUACAACGACCCCUUCACCGUGCCAUGGAAGCGGCGCAAUGAGGUGAGUGUGCCGGUGAGGCCCAAAGUGAAAGCGUAG